CGGCCCGCGCUGACAGCAGGGCCGGGGGCUCCCCCGCCGCGCUGUCUUUGCCAGGUUGACGGCGGAGGGGCGGGGGCCGCUCAGCCCGAGCCCCCGGAGCCCCCGGCGCGCCCUGGGCCGGGAUGGAGAAGCCCUCGGCGGUGGCGGCGGCCGGCUCGGAGGAGGAGGUGCUGGAGUGGCAAGUGGCGAGCCGAAAGAGGAAGGCCUGGGCCAAGUGCCGGGACUCCUGGCAGGCGUCGGAGACUGAGGAGCUCUCCACCGAGGCCACGCAGGAGGACGACGACGAGGACGAGCCGGACCUGGCCGAAGACAAGCUGCCCCCGGCUGCAGAAAGAGGAAACGUUCCAAAUGAAAAGAUCGCUAUAUGGCUCAAAGAUUGUCGAACACCUUUGGGAGCUUCACUAGAUGAGCAGAGCAAUAUUACACUCAAGGGUGUGCUUGUGAAAAAUGGAGGAAGUUUUGAAGAUGACCUGUCUUUGGGAGCUGAGGCUAACCAACUGCAUGAAGGUGAUGCUCAAACUGAACCCUGCAGUAGUGUCUUGGCUAAGGAAAGACGACUUCAGUUUCAUCAGAAGGGGAGAAGUAUGAAUUCUACUGGCUCUGGAAAAAGUAGUGGAACAGUAUCAAGUGUUUCAGAACUGCUAGAACUUUAUGAAGAAGAUCCUGAAGAAAUUCUUUACAAUCUUGGAUUUGGACGAGAUGAACCAGAUAUUGCUUCUAAAAUUCCAUCAAGAUUUUUUAAUUCAUCAUCAUUUGCCAGAGGGAUAGAUAUCAAAGUAUUUUUAAGUGCUCAAAUGCAGCGGAUGGAAGUAGAAAACCCAAAUUUUGCUUUAACAAGUCGUUUUCGUCAAAUUGAAGUGCUUACUACUGUGGCCAAUGCUUUUUCUUCUUUAUAUUCUCAAGUCUCUGGGACUCCAUUGCAGAGAAUUGGUAGUAUGUCUUCUGUGAUGUCUAACAAGGAGACAGAUGCCCCUCCACCUUUAACUCGAAGUAACACUGCAAGUCGAUUAAUGAAAACACUAUCAAAACUGAACUUGUGUGGGAAUCAGCAAGCAGGAGAAAGUACCCCAUCCCCAACUGCUGAAAAGGGAAAAAUUUCAAGUGUUCCAUGGACUGAAGAAAAUGGCAUUAAAAGUGAUCAGAAAUCACCUAAAAAUGUAAAAAAGAAAGAUAGUUCACCUUUGUUGGCCACAGUGAAAGAAGAGGUAUCUGGUAAUCCAACAAACAUUACAGGCAGUGUUAACAUUGAAAAAUUUUCUGAUGAAGUAAAUAGUAACUUAAGCCAAGGAACAGAUGAUCAGAAUAAGGAAUCCCAAAGUCAUGAAAUUAGACAAGGUGAACAAUCUGGCAUUAUAGACUCUAAUUUCAGUAGUGACUUCAACAUCUCCAGCAAUAGAGAGAUAGAAAGCAGCAGUGAGCUGAAUAAUGUACAUACAUCCACACCAGAUAAAGAACCAUGUGUACCAAUACCAAACCCAUCAAUAAAAAAUAUAAUGAUAUCGCAAAAGGACUCCUUUGAGAUGGAAGAGGUUCAAAGUACAGAGGGAGAAGCACCACAUGUUUCAGCCACUUGCCAGCUGGGUCUUACCAAAUUAAAAAGAGAUCAGCUAUUGCGUACUGCAAGUCAGCAUUCUGAUAGCAGUGGUUUUGCUGAAGAUUCUUCUACAGAUUGCCUUUCACUUAAUCACCUUCAGGUUCAUGAACCUCUGCAAGCUAUGGGAAGCAGUGCUGAUAGCUGUGACAGUGAGACAACAGUUACAUCACUUGGUGAAGACCUUAUAACACCACCUGCAAAAGACCAGCCUUACUUUAAUGACUCUGAGGAAGAAUCUCUCAUACAUCUCCUAGGAGGAAAAGAGAAGAUAGCAACAACUGUUGAAAAGAGAAAGAUAGAUAAUCAGAACCUCCUGAUAUGUGAGAAUGUACAGAGUAAAGGAAGUGAACAGGUUGCCCCUAAUCAAGGAGGUCCUGUUACUGAAAGUGAAGAUGAUUUACCUCCAAGAGAGACACGUACUGUACCGCAGGCCCCAAGUACUGAAAGUGAUGUAGAUAAAAGUAAUGACUAUGAAUUUACCCAGUAUACAACACACCACAUUCUUAAAUCAUUGGCUUCUAUUGAGGGCAAAUGUGAUCAUCUGAGCUCUGAAAAAACUAUUGAUUCUCCUUCUUCAAUUGAUAGAGUUAAUGUAGCUCUACAAAGGGCUCAAAUGAAAGUCUGUAAUCUCUCUGAUCCCAGAGUAGGGCGUAGUCUGAUAAAAUCCAAAGAUUUGUUAAAACAAAAGUACCUAUUUGCAAAGUCUGGAUAUCCCCUAAGAAGAUCUCAGUCUUUACCUACCACCUUACUGAGUCCUGUAAAGGUUGUAUCUUCUGUAAAUGUCCGAUUGUCUCCAGGAAAAGAGACUAGGUGUAGUCCACCUUCCUUUACCUUUAAAUAUACACCUGAAGAGAAACGGGAAUUAGAAAAUGAGGCAGUUGAACAAGAUAGCCAUUCUCUAGUUAAAUCUACACUCUUCAUCUCUCCAUCUGUGAAAAAAGAAACUUCACAGUGUGAGAUCAACAAGUUGGUGGAGGAAUCAAAUCAUAGUAGAACUUGUAACCGUUUAUGUAUCCCAGCGCCAAUCUCACAGUCUACCUGUUCACUUCAUUCUGUCCACUCUGACUGGCAAGAAAGACCUCUGUGUGAGCACAUGAGAACACUUAGUACUCACAGUGUUCCAAACAUGUCUGGUGCCUCCUGUUGUGCCAUAGGCCCUCAUUUGGGUUGCCCAUACUCACACAGACCUAGUAACUAUUCUUAUCGUUCAUGUUCUGUGAAUCCUCCUUCUGCCAUUGAAAUGCAGUUACGGAGAGUACUACAUGAUAUCAGAAAUUCACUGCAGAAUCUUUCUCAGUAUCCAUUGAUGAGAGGGCAUGAUCUUGCUGCUGCCGCCCCAUUUUCUACUCAGAGAUCAUCUAUUCUACCUCUUUAUGAAAAUACUUUUCAGGAACUACAAGUAAUGAGGCGAAGUCUGAAUUUGUUCAGAACACAAAUGAUGGAUUUAGAACUGGCGAUGUUACGUCAACAAACCAUGGUUUACCAUCAUAUGACUGAAGAAGAGAGAUAUGAAGUUGAUCAACUUCAGAGUUUGAGGAAUUCAGUCAGAAUGGAGCUUCAGGAACUAGAACUGCAGCUGGAAGAACGUUUACUUGGUCUGGAAGAGCAGCUUCGUACUUUACAUGUCGCUUCACCUUAUCGUUCUUCAGCACUCAUGGGAAUGUAUGGAAGUAGAAGUGCUGAUAACUUGUCAUGCCCUUCUCCAUUGAAUGUAAUGGAACCAGUCACUGAACUGAUGCAAGAGCAGUCAUAUUUGAAGUCUGAACUGGGGCUAGGGCUUGGAGAACUGGGUUUUGAAAUUCCUCCUGCAGAAAGUUCAGAAUCUGUUUUCUCUCAAGCCACAUCAGAUUCUUCCUCCGUGUGUUCUGGUCCCUCUCGUGUAAAUAGAAGAGUAGUCUCUGCUGACUCAGUUGGCAAGGCCAAGACCCAUCUGCCAAGCAAAAAGGUAUUUCGAGCUUCUGUGGCCUUAACACCAACUGCUCCUUCCAGAAUGGGCUCAGAGCAGACCCCUCCAGCUCCUGAAAAUUCUGAGGAAAUUAGAGUAGUUGAAGAAGCUAUAGAGUCUGUGGAAUCUAAACCUGAAAUGGAAGAAAAACUUGAAAAUGUGCCAUUGCUGCCAGCUUCUGAGGAAAGUCAGAAAAAUAUGGAGCAUGAUGAGUUACAGCAAGUCAUACGGGAGAUUAAAGAAUCUAUUGCUGGGGAAAUCAGGCGUGAAAUUGUCAGUGGACUUUUAGCAGCAGUAUCUUCCUCAAGUAGGACUGCUAAUUCUAGACAAGAUAAAUAGCCAUAAAUGGGUAUUACAGGUUGAUGUGGACCAGAUUAAUUGUGGACUUUUGGAAUUAUGACGGUGUACACUGGUGGAGGUGUCAAGUUAUCUUUUACUUGUACUUCAGGCGACACUAUUGCUGCUGAGAUGGGUUACUGUAUACAAUGUACAAUGUUUAUUUCUUCUAUGCAUAUCUUUUAUUUUUUUAACCAUACAUAGACAUUUAGGCACUUUGUAGAAUUUAUGGCUUUUCUAAACUAUCAAGACUCUGGCAAUUUAAAAGAAAACCUAAUAUUUAUUUGUAUGUCUAUUUUCCAUUUGUUUCCCUGUGUAGAAUUAUAUUUUCAAACUUGAAGACUUCCAGACUUAACAGACUUAUAAAUAACAUAUUUCUUUUGUCUAGCUUCUUAAAACACUGACCUCUGUGAGGUAUUUACUGUGCAAUAACUGAUUCGUUUUUGAGAGCUUGAAACAACCAAUGAUUUUUUUUCCACUGCUGUUACUUAUUGCCACUCCCAAGAAGAAGAAAAUAUUCUUUUGUAAAAAUUGCUAUGAAUUCUUGGGGAAGUUACCAGUAACAGUGUGUUUAGAAUUAAUGAAAUAACCUAAAACUACUUAAAGUUCUUACACUGUAAGCCUUAUCUCUGCACAAAACAAUUAAACUUAAUUUUAUUAUGCUUAUAUAGUAUUCUUUUUUUUUUAAUUUGCCUUAUUUUAAACACUAUGCAUUUUUUGCAUUGGCCAUAGUUUUGUAUUAUAUUAAGAAAAGUUUCCUUUUCUUUGUCUCGGACAAAAUUAAUCAAUGUCAAAAUAAUGGAACUUGUGACAUGAAAUAGAUAGAAAUGGAUGGAGAAACAGUUGUUUUGUGGAAAAAUGAAAGUAAAUAUAGAUUUUUUUUUCUGCCCCACAAAUGAUUUUAUUUCAGUUUUUAUCAUCAAAAACAUGUUCCAAAGGGGGGGAAAUGAAAUAAAAGGGGCUACAGUUUGGUUUUGUAUGUGGUCAAAUCGAUGUGUAAAGUAGCAUGUGAACAUUUGUUGGAAUUCUCAUGUGUUUAUAACUUCCAACUUCUAUUAAUUUUGAGUUUAAAUUCUUAAUAAAAAAAUAGCUAAAGUAAUAAUAUUCUUUUUAAGAAGUAUAUCUAAAAGGUUUAUAAAUGUUUGGAUUAUCACACAGGCUGAUUUCUUUAAAAAAAAUUAAAACAAUAAAGUAUUUAUUUUGCCUAA
This is a messenger RNA of Phascolarctos cinereus (koala), 5083 nucleotides long. It is a transcript of the gene ITPRID2, whose product is annotated as ITPR interacting domain containing 2. The record is from RefSeq and is a predicted model, not a curated record. NCBI's taxonomy places the organism in Eukaryota, Metazoa, Chordata, Mammalia, Diprotodontia, Phascolarctidae. Gene Ontology annotation, molecular function: signaling receptor binding.